UUUUAUAGGGACACUGGAAGUCCUCUCUCACUAGUGAUUGGCAGUCUCUGCAUUAAGCAUCCUAAUUUAUUUGGUGGAAGUGAGAAGCUCGAUGUAUCGUGGGAUAAAGGGCUGUAUGAUUCAAAUGUGUUGGUGGCUUAUAGAAGGCCCCGGCCUGAAUGGCUUGCGCAGCAAUGUUUUGUCCUUCAGCAUUCUUUCUCACCUGAGAUUGGAGUCCAUGGUGUUCCUGUUGAUAAUUUCUCCCGUUCAGGGAGUGGAGGUGUGAAUUUGUCUAGAUUAUCAAUGGGGUUGGAUUUGAGUGAACCAGCAAGUUCCAAGUGGAGUAGCACAACUAGUAUAAAAUUUGAGCAUGUUUGUCCCGUAAGUGAUGAUGGACGCCCUAUCACUAGAGAUCUUGAUGGGUUUCCCAUUACCUGCAGUGGCAAUUCACAUGACAGCAUGGUAGUUUUAAAGCAAGAGUCUCGAUUUGCAAAGGCAAAUGAUCACAGUUUCUCUCGUUUCAGUAUGCAAAUAGAGCAAGGUAUUCCCGUUCUGUCUAAGUGGCUAAUCUUCAACCGGUUCAAAUUUGUUGCAUCAAAGGGUGUCAAAUUGGGGCCCGCAUUUUUGUUGACAAGCCUGACAGGUGGUUCCAUUGUAGGAGAUAUGGCUCCUUACCAAGCAUUUGCAAUUGGGGGUCUAGGCAGUGUGCGGGGUUAUGGCGACGGAGCUGUUGGAUGUGGAAGAUCAUGUCUAGUUGCUAACACUGAAUUGACAAUUCCUUUGAAUAAGAUGAUGGAAGGUGCUGUUUUCUUGGACUGUGGCACUGACUUGGGCUCUGGUCGUCUUGUACCCGGAAAUCCCGGCACUGAGCAUGGCAAACCAGGUUCCGGAGCUGGCUUUGGAUAUGGCUUUCGAUUUAAGUCACCAAUUUGGUCACUUUCAGUCGAUUAUGUCAUUAAUGGAUUUCAACAA
Messenger RNA from Carica papaya (papaya), 951 nucleotides. NCBI's taxonomy places the organism in Eukaryota, Viridiplantae, Streptophyta, Magnoliopsida, Brassicales, Caricaceae. The record is from RefSeq and is a predicted model, not a curated record.